AAACAGUUCAAUGACAUUGCAGAUGGCAGUUGACGCGGUGGACGACCGGGAUGGCGGGUAGAAACUGGGCGCAGUCUCAGAAGUGACGUUGUCCUUCGAAGAUUCCCGCCCCGCUGCCUCCCAAUUGUCCCAUCUUAUAGACCGCACAUGUUAUGUUUCAUAUAGCAAUCCUACUGAAAUAGCAGCUACCUACAUUCUACUUGUCAAUCUGAAGCGGCGCAGUGGUCUCCAUACCCUUGAAUUGCGAGGUCUGCGCCGGUAUAUCGACCUCAAGCCAACGCACGACUCCUGUGGUGUGACCGAAUUCUAUCUCUCUAGCUCAAAAGAGUUUCUUGCAACCGAGAUCACGCGAGUCCUUAGUCCUACUCGGUCGCAUUUGGGCUCUUCACCUGGUAGACCCUCUCAUUGAGGUGGAACUGGCCAAGCAGCUCUUCCCUCGUCGAUUGCGCACAACACCAAGGUUAGGGGAGGAAAGCAUAAUAUCAAAGCAAUCAACAUGAUUCGCCUAUCCUACUGGAUAACGCCCGUCUUCGGGGGCAUAGUCUGGCUGGCGACCCUCCUCGCCCUGCUCCUCUACUGGAUUGUCUCGGCCGACCGAACACACUACUCCUCCAUGUCAGAGGGCCAAACCAUAGCCUACAUCAGCGACGUUGGCGCCUCCAACCUUAAGCCGCUCUUCAUCGCCGGCUGCUGCAUCACCACCGUGCUGCUCGACCUCUCCUUUGGCUUCGACCGCUGGCUGCGGCACCGGGGCCGGCUGGCGCCCAACACCACGACCGGGGAGAAGAUCUUGUCGGGGUUGACCAUCGUGUUCGCGAUUGUCGGCACCGUGGGGCUGAUCUUGCUGAGCAUCUUCGACACAGCGAGAUACCCCAAACAGCACGAUAUCUUCCUGCUGCUGUUCAUUGCGGGAUAUGUGCUGUCAGCCAUUUUCAUCUGCUGGGAAUAUUGGCGGCUGGGGAAGACUCACCGCGAGACCCGUAUUCUGCGCUACUCCUUCUACGUCAAGGUCAUCUUCAUCAUCAUCGAAGUCGUCCUCGCCAUCGCCUUCAUCGCAAGCAACUUCACAAAGCACUACAACCCGGCUGCGAUCCUGGAAUGGGUCAUCGCCUUCAUCUUCUCGGCCUACGUCUUCUCCUUCUACAUCGACCUGUACCCGGCGGCCGCGAACAAGCAGCAGCUCGAGGUGUCUAAGGGCGCCGGCGGCCACGGGCUGCAUAUGAGGCUGACGAGGGGCAGGGAGCGGGAGAGGGAGAAGCCCCGGAGGUACGACGCUGCGGGCGAGAUGGAGGAGGGCGGCAGCGAGCGGACGCUGCGCGGGUCGAACGGGGUCGCGUCUUUUGAGGGGGAUCGUGUCCAGCACGGGAGGCGGUCUAGGUCGCGCAGUAGGGUGAUGGCGAGCAAUUUCUAGGGUUUGAUCGGUGGACACCGGGAAAAGUGGCGAUGCGACUAGAUCCACGGAUUGUCUAUUGCAUGACUUGGUUGGCAUCGCGUUCGAAGCAGAAGCGAGGGUAGAAUUAGACAUGAGGCAUGAUUAGCGUGUACACGGUAAAGGGCGGUUUACGAAAGGCGUUGGGCACUCUGCAGCAUAGGUCAUGUAGUUACGAGAAUACGUACUGUAUAAAUACUCUCACA
Molecule: messenger RNA, 1635 nt
Organism: Chaetomium strumarium
Lineage: Eukaryota; Fungi; Ascomycota; Sordariomycetes; Sordariales; Chaetomiaceae
Product: Frag1/DRAM/Sfk1 family-domain-containing protein
Exons: 3
Coding region: 497-1411 (304 amino acids)
Cellular component (GO): plasma membrane
Source: RefSeq, a predicted model, not a curated record